AUGAAAAAUAAAAUAGAGUUAAAUAAUGCAGGCUGUGGGCUUCGAACCCACGCGCACUUAUGUGCAGAAUAACUUAAGUCUUCCCCCUUAACCACUCGGGCAAACCUGCAAUUGCUAACAGAUCAUUUAUGUUAUUUAUAAAGGUAAUACAUGAUACAAUCUCACAUUCAAGUUCAAGAAUCUAUUGAUAAGGUUUACUUCAGCUCUCUUCUGUCUCUGUCUCUGAUUAUAUCUUUGCAAUGCUGGUGCAACACAAACACCUGACACCUCAAGAAGCAUAUGCCUACGUGAAGUCAAUCAGGCCUGGAGUAAAAUUAGCUACUGCCCAAUGGAAGGCCGUUCUUGAGUACUACCAUUUAAUGGUGCUAAAGACUCAGAGUUCAUUAACUGAUGCAACUUCAGCUUUGAUCCCAAGAAAUGUAAAGCAGGUUUGUUCUGGGAAUGUAGUUGUGUUUGAAGAUGGGCCGAUGGUGGUAGUGACCCAAUCGGAUGUAGAGGGCUAUGAUGAUGACUCAAAGAGGUCAAUGAAUGUUGCUGGUAACGAGUUAUGGGUGAAUAUGUCUUUCUCCCCAGUGACAAAAGUUAAUAAAUAA
Molecule: messenger RNA, 593 nt
Organism: Brassica napus (rape)
Lineage: Eukaryota; Viridiplantae; Streptophyta; Magnoliopsida; Brassicales; Brassicaceae
Product: phosphatidylglycerophosphate phosphatase PTPMT1-like
Exons: 2
Coding region: 240-593 (117 amino acids)
Molecular function (GO): phosphatidylinositol-4,5-bisphosphate 5-phosphatase activity
Source: RefSeq, a predicted model, not a curated record